Molecule: messenger RNA, 4869 nt
Organism: Brienomyrus brachyistius
Lineage: Eukaryota; Metazoa; Chordata; Actinopteri; Osteoglossiformes; Mormyridae
Product: disks large homolog 4-like
Exons: 22
Coding region: 486-2867 (793 amino acids)
Biological process (GO): postsynaptic neurotransmitter receptor diffusion trapping; AMPA glutamate receptor clustering; chemical synaptic transmission
Cellular component (GO): neuron projection; neuromuscular junction; postsynaptic density membrane
Molecular function (GO): kinase binding
Source: RefSeq, a predicted model, not a curated record
CUUCCCUCCCUGCCCCCACCUCCCGUUUUCCACUCUCUCUUUCCCCGUUAUUCCCCCUUUUCCCCCUCUAUCUUGCCCCCUUCUCCAGGAUCUACCUGCCACGGACCCCGUCGGCAGCCGUCGACUCCUGCUCAGCCUCUUCUCCUCCACGCGUCUCCUCUCAAAACCAGCCUCCUCUUUUAUACUCCCCCCACCCAUCACCACCAGCAUCCCUCUCUCUCUCUUUCUCUCUCACGCUCUCUCCCCCUCCAUCCCCUUUGUCACACGCUCCCUCACUUUCUGUCUCCCUCCUCUCACCUCUCUCCUUGCUUCAGUCGGUCUAAAAGAGGGCAGAAUAACAGGAGGAGGAGGAAGACGAGGAGGGCUAGGCAGGCCGACGGCGCGUGAGCGAGAGAGAGAGAGAGAGAGAGAGAGAGAGAGAGAGAGGGGAAGGCAGGGCAGGCCGAGGGCUCUUGCCUUUUUUCCACCUGUUUAUUUUCAGUACCAUGGACUGCCUCUGCAUUGUUACAACCAAGAAAUACAGGUACCAGGAUGAGGAGACCCCCCCUCUGGAGCACAGCCCUGCCCAUCUAGUCCCGGGGAAGAGCAGCGAGCUGAUGCACCUGAGCAACAAAAGCCUGGCCCCCAUGGAUGGUGUGCAUGGAUACGCACCACACACGCACCUCUCUCCCAUAAAGCCAGUGUUGCUGUCGACCGGCCACACCCCUGUCUACACCUCCGCUGCAUCCACUCUGGCCCACACUCCUCCUCUGGUUGUUAACACUGAAACACUUGAUGGCUCUCCCUACGUGAAUGGGACGGAUGGAGAAUUGGAGUAUGAGGAAAUCACGCUGGAAAGGGGUAACUCAGGUCUGGGCUUCAGCAUUGCAGGGGGGACAGACAACCCCCACAUCGGUGAUGACUGCAGCAUCUUCAUCACCAAGAUCAUCCCAGGAGGGGCAGCUGCACAGGACGGCAGACUCAGGGUGAACGACAGCAUCCUGUUCGUCAACGAGGUGGACGUGCGGGAGGUGACACACAGCCAGGCCGUGGAAGCUCUCAAGGAAGCCGGUGCCAUCGUCAGGCUCUACGUGAUGCGCAGGAAACUGCCGGCGGAGAAGAUCACGGAGAUCAAACUCAUCAAGGGCCCAAAAGGUCUGGGCUUCAGUAUAGCAGGGGGAGUGGGCAACCAGCACGUCCCUGGAGACAACAGCAUCUAUGUUACCAAGAUCAUUGAGGGCGGGGCCGCUCACAAAGAUGGGCGGCUGCAGAUCGGCGACAAGAUACUGUCUGUGAACAACGUGUGCCUGGAGGAUGUCAUGCACGAGGACGCGGUGGCUGCCCUGAAGAACACGGCAGAGGUAGUCUACCUGAGGGUGGCCAAGACCAGCAGCCAGUACCCCAUAGAGACCUACAACCCCCCUGACAUCACUAGCUCCUAUUCUCCGCAUCUGGAUGCAGAUAUGGGCCAUCCAAACUACCUUGUCUCGGAUUACCCACAAGCCCUCACUCCCUCAUCUCCGCGCAGAUACUCCCCCAUUCCCAAGGGCAUGCUGGGAGAUGACGACCUACCCAGAUACCUCUCUGUCGCUCUUUCUCCUCCUCCACCGCUCCCUCUUUUCGCCAGGGAGCCCAGACGAGUGGUCAUCCACCGAGGCUCCACGGGGCUCGGCUUCAACAUUGUGGGCGGCGAGGACGGCGAAGGAAUCUUCAUCUCCUUCAUCCUGGCGGGGGGGCCGGCGGACCUGAGCGGGGAGCUGCGCAAGGGGGACCAGAUCCUAAGUGUCAAUGGAGUGGACCUUCGGCACGCCACCCAUGAACAAGCGGCCGCGGCGCUUAAGAAUGCAGGCCAGACUGUCACCAUCAUAGCCCAGUACAGACCAGAAGAGUAUAGCCGGUUCGAGGCAAAGAUCCAUGACCUGCGGGAGCAGCUGAUGAACAGCAGCUUGGGAUCUGGAACCACAUCUUUAAGAGGCCUCCCUAAAAGGAGCUUCUACAUCAGGUCGCUCUUUGACUACGACAAGACAGCGGACUGCGGCUUCCUCAGUCAGGCACUGAGCUUCCGCUUCGGCGAGAUCCUUCACGUGCUGGACUGCACCGACGAGGAGUGGUGGCAAGCGCGGCGGAUCAGCAUAAACGGAGAGGUGGAGGAGGUCGGCUUCAUCCCCAGCAAGAGGAGGGUGGAGAGGAAGGAGUGGUCUCGCCUGAAGACGAAAGAGAGGGACCGGAGUCGAGACAGCUUAGGUUCACAAGGGAGAGAUGAUUUCAUACAGAGCUAUGAGAUGGUCACGCAAGUGGAAGUGCAUUAUGCACGGCCAAUCAUCAUCCUGGGUCCGACCAAGGACAGGGUCAACGAUGACCUUCUCUCGGAGUUCCCGGACAAGUUUGGCUCCUGUGUCCCCCACACGACACGGCCCAAACGGGACUACGAGGUAGACGGGCGGGACUACCACUUUGUGUCAUCGCGGGAACAGAUGGAGAAGGACAUCCAGAGCCAUCGGUUCAUCGAGGCGGGCCAGUACAACAGCCACCUGUACGGCACCAGUGUGCAGAGCGUCCGGGAGGUGGCCGAGCAGCAGGGGAAGCACUGCAUCCUAGAUGUGUCGGCCAACGCCGUGCGCAGGCUGCAGGCCGCCCAACUCCACCCCAUCGCAAUCUUCAUUCGACCCAAGUCUUUGGAGAACAUCCUAGACAUAAACAAGCGCCUGACUGAGGACCAGGCUCGUAAAGCCCUGGACCGAGCCAUUAAACUAGAACAGGACUUUGUUGAGUGUUUCUCAGCUAUUGUGGAAGGUGACAGCUUCGAGGAGAUCUAUCACAAAAUCAAGGCUGUGAUCGAAGAACAGUCCGGGCCUUACAUCUGGAUCCCGGGGAGGGAGAGACUCUGAGAUGCUCACUCGCCCGUCUGUCCUCCAGUUUCCUCCUCCUCCUAUCUCAUUGGCCGUUUCUAUGGCUACUGUAGACCCCUCAUUUGUGGGUGUUUCCAUUUGAAACAAGGACUAACAAGAGUUCAGUGCACAACGUGAAGUUCAAAUGGAGCUUCAGCCUCCCCUACUCUUCCACACUCCCUCCUCUCACCUUUAUCCUUAUCCCUUACCUUCCUCUGUCUGUAAGAAGGAGGGAUAGAAAGAGAGAGAAAGCAAAAUGUGUCUGGAAAACGGACAGAUUUCAAAAACAAUCAGUAGGUGCUGCAGUUUCACCGAACGUAGAAGCGUAAAUAAUAAUAGCUUGUCUAAUAAAACGGCAAACCAAACACUGCUGGCUGUUUCCCUGAAUUAAAUGUCAUUCGCUUCCGCUCUGAGGGACACAGAUUUGAUGGACCAAACAUGGUGUAAAAUCAGCCCCCGCGUUAGCUCUCCUGUGCAUGUGCAUUUAACGAUAUAAAGUGGGUGUUGAUGGGGACAGGGGAGGCAGAGGAGGACAGCGCUGGAGAGGAGAGAUAAAGGAUGGGGGAAGGGUUAGGAAGAACAGAUGCUGCUUAGUCUAGCUGCUCUAUCUGCGGAGGUUUGAAGUGGUUCGAGAGGCAGUGAGGCUAGGGGGACUUGGCUGACCACUAGGGGCGCUCACCCCUCUACAGCCUUGUUCUUCAUAACCAGCACACAGAAAAGCACCUCCCUGUUUUUUCACCUGUCCAUUUCUCAGCCCAGAAUGGUGCUUUCUCUCUCCGUCUGUCUCUGAAGGCCUUUCUCAAAGAUGAAUGCGACAUGUAACAGAUUUAGACUAAAAUACAAAUGUGUAAAUUAAAUCUAUAUUUUUAAGGAACAGACAAAUUAUAACAGGUGUUUGAAUCUUGUACAGCAACAUAUCUUAACACAGUUUUCAUUUAAAUAGAUUCAAUUCAAUUUGGUGUGUUUUUUUUGGGGGGUGGGGGUGGAAUUAAGGGGCAUGUGACUUUAUAUAUGCUGGGCAGUGGUGGUCGAUUCUGAGCCGUUCAAAAGGGAUGGGGGACUGUGGUUAUUGGAUGUCUGAACACUUUUCUCAGCCAGGAUGCCCUGAACCGUCUGUGCUUGCCAGCCUCCAGACAGCAGGGGGCGACCUACUUCCACCGCCUGCACCUCAACGUGGAUGGCAUAUGCUGAACUUCUAUGCGAGGGCAGCUUCUAACCUUCAGCUGGAACUGGCCAGUUCACCUCAGCAAUUGGACGGUUCACUCUAUGAUUUCAUGCUGUGGACUUAACAGAGACCCAGACACGUACCUAGACUUUUUUUCUUUUUCUUUUUUUUUUUACAGAUCAAACGGAUCUUACAGGCCUUGCUUUUUUUAAGGCAUCGAGGUACAACACACUCAACUUGGUUACUUAUAAAUGACUCCUCAAUUAUGCCAUGCAGAUUGUUCUAGUGCUUUCCAGUAUAAAUGGUUUCAUAUGAAGGUCUGGGAGUUGCUGGCGUCAUUCUGAUGCUUAGCCGCCUCUCGGCUGGACAGUCGGGCAAAAACCCAAACUGACUUUAAGCGCAAAGGUCCGGUGAACACACGCUCCGUAACAAGGCAGAUCAAUGCUGUCAUACCUCAGAGAAAAAAAAAAACAAAUGUUUGGAAAUCGACCCCUUUUUGUCCAGGACAUGUGUCCCUUUUCUCAGUCCUCACAUGGUCACAGGGAAGGUGUCCCAGGCCCACGUUCCAGACCCGCUAUCCCAACUGGAAGGCCGGUAAUGAGCCUGUGCCCCCCAUGUCUAAUGGCGUCCCGUGGCAGGCUCAGUCUCGGAUCCGGUGCUUGGAAGGGGGCUAGCGUUUCCAGCAGCGGGAUCCCUGCCAUUCGUACCAAAUUGUCCCGCGUUGGGGACGCCAUCUCUACGGCCGUGUCCAUCCACGUCCCUGUUGUCUCCCUCAUUCACGUCUUUGCUUAGGGCUACUUAACACAAGUUGAUACGGCUCGUGUGGCCAGUGGCUGU